AUGGCGACCGCGAUAUCCAAAACCACCUCCCAUCCCCCUAAGAUGAAGCGGCCGCCCCCGCCUUUUGUUCAGACCGGAGUCAACGGCACCAGGCCGCAGCCCUCGUCAUCCUCCCCUCCUACUACGUCGAAGCGUCUUCCUGGAGCCGGACAGUCGGCAGCGACAAGCUCCACGAGCCAUCCGGUCCCGAACGGCGUCAAUGGCAUCGGCAAUUCGAGUAACACUCCUACCAAGGGGCCCCUGGGCCGGCCCAGGAAAGACGCGCAAAGGCCAGGCGAACAAGGCGUGAAGGUGCAAAGGCAAACGCCAAAGACCCCGUCUUUGGAGAGUGAUCGCCGGCUAGGGAAGGUGUUUCCUGAGCCGCAUGUUAAAACAACGCCCUAUAUCCUGAAGAAGUUUGCGAAAUCCCCUCCGUCAUUGAUCCUACAUCUACAUCCAACACAUUUCCGCUUCGAACAGCAGGAUGGAAGCUUCCCGUAUAACUCGGAAAUGAAGGUCAUCAUUGAACAUAUCCGUGCGGGUACUGUUCCCCAUGAUAUGAUGGAGGAACUGUUACGCGCCAAUGUUCGCUUCUAUGAAGGCUGCCUCAUUGUACGCGUGAUUGAUCAUAAAUCCGUAUCCGCGCAAGCCAGGAAAUCCACCGCACCAUCCUCGAAUGACAACAACACACCAUUUUCAAUCCAUAACUAUAAUGAGCACAUUACUCCGUCUGCAUAUGUCCCCUACCCGAAACAGAAUCAAUUGGUGUCGGAGAAAUCGACCGGGAAUGAAACGACGACGGAACAGUCAGACUCGAAGGAUAACGUUGACGGGGUGUCCCAGGACAACUCACAAGAAGCCGGAUCAGCCUCGCUCAAGCAAGCACCCCCUAAACCCCGUGUCUUCACAACUGUCCUUCACCCAACUACUCGCUCAUUACAAGCGGAGUUGACCCUGCUUGCGACCACACCGGAUCCAAAAGCUGCGAAACAAGCUGCACCCGUUUCCGCGCGCCCCCAACCGCCUCCCGGAACUGUUCCUCCGUCUCCAGGUGCAUCAGCUCAGCCUGAAGGGGGUCCUGUUGCAAAACGGCAGAAAAUGCUCAUCGAACCACAUGAGCUUUUGGAAUGCGAAUCCAAAUUGACCAGGGCUCUUGCGCCGCCAUUGUUUUUGGAGCCAGUUAGCAGCUUGGAAGAUGUACACAUCCUUUUGAAAUACAUGGAGAGUCCGCUUCAUCGCGAUCCUCCACCUUCACCUAAGAGGAGGAAGCGCACGAUCGCCGAAUUGGCAGCUGACGAAGCACUGGCGGCUGAGGAAGAGAGGUUCAUGCUCAUCAUGGAUGAACGGCUGGAACCUACUACCUCGGGUGCCGCAGGUGGGCCGAAGUCCGCAGCUGUGGAUGACACUGGUGGUGCUGUUCCUUUUGAACCUCGCUUUUCUCGAUUUAAGACUCUUGAGAAUAUUAGGAUUCAACACGAAGAGAAAAAUAGACGUGAGAAUGAGACGAAGAUGAAGCAGGAAAUGGUAAAAAGACAACAACAAGAGCAAGAAAGAGAAAGGCGUCGGAUCACGGAGCAGCGCCAGGCGGAGGAGCAGGCCAAAGAAGAGAACAGGAGACAACAGCUCGCCGCACAGCAGGCUCAGGCACAGCUUGCAGCCCAGCAGCAAAACCGGCAACUCAUGGCGCAGGCUAACGGUGUCAGCCAACCAACCCAAUCCUCGCCAGUGGUGCGUAAUCAGACACCUCUCAAUACCUCAUCACCACUUGUUGGCAAUGCGAUGGCCACUCAAGGUAGUGUACCUAUGGCAAUGACGUCUUCUAUGCAGGGCGCCGGUAGCCCACAGAGACCUCCCUCUGCUUUGCAGCACGCUCAUCCCAACAUGAUGAGCCACCCCAUGGUGCCAUCUAGGAGUCAACAAGGGCAAAGCAGGCAUGGCACUCCGCAGAUGACCCAAGGAACACCGGCAAUGUCCCAAGCUACCCCGAUCAUGCGCAAUGUCACGCCCACCCAGCGUAUGAGUCAUGCUAGUCCGCCGCGGUCUUCGAUGGCCCCAACGCCUGUGAUGAAUCAGGCUGUGAUGGCAACUCCGCAGAUGGGAAAUCAAGUGCCCCUCAACGCACAACAGCAGCAGCAACUCAUGUUACAAAGACAACAACUACUCGCUCAACAAGGGCAGCAUCUGAACCACAGUCAGCUCACGCCGCAGCAGUUCGCUCAGUUGCAGGCAAAUAUGCUUGCGCAGAACAACAUUCAGAACCAUCAACAGCAGCAGAUGAUGCAACAGCAGCAGCAAAACCCCCAGGCCGCGCAGCAGAAGUUUGCCAACCCCCAGGCAUACCAGGCUCAGAUGAUGCGCGCACAACUCAUGCAGAUGCAAAUAGCCCAACAACAGCAGCAACAAAGGCAGCAGCAAUCGCAACAGCAGCAACAACCGCAACAGCAAGGCCAACAGCAGCCACAGCUCCAGCAAGGGCAGAUGCUUCAAAACAGCCCGCAGUUGAACGCUCAGCAGCAGCAGAUACUGAUGGCAGCGGCUCAAGCCAACGGCGGCCACAUGCCGCAAAACAUGCAGGGUGUGAACAUGCCGCCGCGAGUGAAUGCAUCGCAAGCGCGAUACGGUCAGAUCUAUCAGCAGCGGCUUUUGCGACUACGGCAAGAGAUGGCUACCCGCCUGAUGCCGCAAUACGGGCCUCCUACGCAGUACCCGCCACAAGUGGCGCAGGAGUACAGUGUUGGCCUCGAGAACGCUGCCAAAGGCUUCGUGCAAGAUAUGAUCCGGCGAGAGCGUGUUGAGCUCACUGCUAUGCAACAGCGACAACAAGCCCAGGCGGUUGCUCACGCCCAGGCACUGCAACAACAGCAACAUAACAUGAUGCAGAAUGGAAUGGGCAAGUAG
This is a messenger RNA of Aspergillus mulundensis, 2877 nucleotides long. RefSeq lists its product as uncharacterized. The transcript has 3 exons. Bases 1 to 2877 code for a protein of 958 amino acids. Gene Ontology annotation, biological process: regulation of transcription by RNA polymerase II. NCBI's taxonomy places the organism in Eukaryota, Fungi, Ascomycota, Eurotiomycetes, Eurotiales, Aspergillaceae. Gene Ontology annotation, molecular function: transcription coregulator activity. Gene Ontology annotation, cellular component: SAGA complex. The record is from RefSeq and is a predicted model, not a curated record.